Aspergillus welwitschiae is the source of this 1220-nucleotide messenger RNA. RefSeq names its product DNA replication protein PSF2 (gene psf2). Gene Ontology annotation, cellular component: nucleus; GINS complex. Gene Ontology annotation, biological process: double-strand break repair via break-induced replication; DNA replication. The record is from RefSeq and is a predicted model, not a curated record. Bases 113 to 922 code for a protein of 269 amino acids. The transcript is spliced from 3 exons. Lineage: Eukaryota; Fungi; Ascomycota; Eurotiomycetes; Eurotiales; Aspergillaceae.
CUUUCAUUCGGUCCGCAAAGUAACUCCGGGGCAUGAAAUACUCUCCUCCGACUGCCCCGACACGUCCCUAACCCCUUUCCCUCGGCCAAUCCACGCGCAAACGUGAGGGGCAAUGGCCUUUCCCCUCCCGCGGGGCAUCACGCCCCCGGAGAUCUCCUUCCUCGCGGAGAUGGAGAUGGUCACCAUCUUGCCUCGUCAGCGACUCGAGGGGCUUGAAUUACUGGGAGGCCCCGUCUCCCCCCUCCUCCCACCCCGACGCACCUCCCUCCCCCUCUGGCUCGCCCUCCUCCUCAAACGCCAACGCCGUGCCAACAUCCUCCCGCCACCCUGGCUCCACCCCGAAUCUCUGGAGCUCAUCCUCGAAAUCGAGACCCAAAACGACGAAUACCAGCACGCCUUCUCUCCGCCACCUCCACUGCCCGGCCAGCCCGCCCCGGGAGAUCACCGUCGCGCUCCGCUCGCAACCCCGCGCUACACUCCCUCCGGCGAGAAAUACUACCCUGCGCCGCCGUUCCUGCCUCAGAAUACAGCACGCGAUCACAUCCCGCCGGGCGAGCCACCGGCACUACCGUUCCAUUGGUUGGAGGUAGGGACAAUGUUGCUGGAGGCGGCGAGCGAUGAUCUUGUGGAUCCGGAUCAGACGAGACGGCUGUUGAAGGAGCUGAGGGAAGUGCGGAUGGCGAAGGUUAGGGCGGGUGUGGAUGUCCUAGAUGCGGCGGCUAUGGGGGGUGGGGGUGUUGCGUUGACGGGUGUGGGAGCUAUGGAGUUGGGAGAGGGGAGGAGGUUCAUUGCGGGGGUUGUGGAUGGACUGAGGCGCAUCGGGGCGUCCAAAGAACAGGCGAGGAGAGAAGAGAUGGCAGAGGAAAUGGCGAAUGGGGGGUAUGAUGGGACACAAGACGAUGAUGAUGAAAUGGAGUUUUAGAUGCUUCUUCUUUUCUUGCUUUAUAUUUGCAAUGCGUGGGUUGGUUCAUUGUUCGUUGUUUGUUACAUGAUGGGAGUUAUUGGUGUCAAGUCUAUAUGUAUGGGACAUGGCAGGACAUGAUCAUAUUGGCAUCGCACAUACAUCAGAUACAUGUAUGUAUAUAUACCCUAUAUCAUUGGUUGGAAGUUACUUGGUUGAUGGGCCGGUUGUCAUGCUAGUAAGCAGGUAGUAGAUAGGUAGUAAGUAGUCCCAAUCAAUCCCACUAUCAAGAACACCAGAUGCAUGCGACGCUCAGCUU